Messenger RNA from Pseudonaja textilis, 1562 nucleotides. RefSeq names its product chromosome 1 C19orf25 homolog (gene C1H19orf25). Lineage: Eukaryota; Metazoa; Chordata; Lepidosauria; Squamata; Elapidae. The record is from RefSeq and is a predicted model, not a curated record.
GAAUCAGGUGGUGGAGAGGAGGAGAGAGAGCAGUGCCCUCUGGCACCUGUUUCCAAGCAAUGACCUCAAAGGCCAAGAAGCGGGUGGUCCUUCCCACACGCCCCGAGCCCCCCAACACAGAACAGAUUCUUGAAGAUGUCCAGCGUGCCCAGCCCAACGACCCCGUUUUUGUCCUCCUGGUGGAGCCCAAUGAAGAUUUGCCUACCCCAACGAAGAAUGAGGAUCCAGAGGCCAAGAGAGAACGCCUGUACCGGCUGACCCAGUCCUACGUGGAGAUGAAUCACCGCCUCCAGAAGGCCUGCAGUUUGCUCAAGGAGAAGUGCGAGGAGCUGAAACUGGCCGGAGCAACCCUGGAGCAGGGCAUUUUAGAGAUGAAGCAGAGGGCGUUGUGAGAGACUUUUUUUGGGGGGGAGGUGACCGCAGUCGAGUGUGACCCGCCUUCUCCCCCCCCCCCUUGCAGGAUCCUAUGCCAUGCUUUGAACUAACGGACUCGCCAUUGUGAUGUGAUUUCAGCAUGCCUACGCUACACAUCUUCAACACCGUCUUGUGUUUUAGGUUCCGUGAAUUGUGCGCUCAAGCCAGCUGCCUGCUACAAGCCUCUUGAGGGCCUGGAUCUCUUCACUGUGCUCAUGCUGAGAUGCCCAGUUGUGCAGUUAGCGUUGUUUUUAUUGUUUUGGCCCUAGAUUCCCUGUUGCUCUUAGUUCUCCGCGGCUCCAUUUGGCCCUCGUUUUGUUUCCUUCACACAGACCUUCAGAACCAAAACAGCUCCCUUUGGGGAAAGCUGAGGGGAGGUUUCCACAGAGUUCACACACACAGAGAUAGGCCGGGACAAGUGGUUCUUUGUGGGAGAGGUGGGGUGGGGGUGGAGGUGACAAAAAAAUCACCGCUUGCCCCAGGGGCAGCUUCCCCCAUAAUUUUUAUGCCAUGACAUCUCCUUUGUUCCAAUACGAUUUCUCUCUCUGGUACUGCCUGGAGGAUGACGCCAUUGCCACCGCUAUCCAUGAGAUGCUGGUUGCCUGUGGUUUCCAUGGCUACGUCGAACAUCAGGACCACGUGGCCGGGAAGUCGGUCUUGGCCUCAGUGAACGAGAUCAUCCAAAGCAGCCGACUUGCCAUCGUCCUCUUGACCCCCCAUUCGGUGACUGACCCUUGGUGCCAGCGCAUUUUGGACUGGAACCUGGUCCAUACCGUACACCAGAAGGGGGCAAAGGUCAUCCCGGUUUAUGUGGACGUCACUCCGGAACAAAUGCCUCCCACUUUGAGACACCUGACCGGACUCAAAUACAGAGAGAGAUACUUUAAGAAGCGGCUGCUCGACAGCUUGAAGAAGACCAGGGCAACCUGCUGCCCCAGCACCACAGGCUAAAAAAAAAAAAAGCACUGUUGCUUUUUUGUGAUGGACUUGAGAAGUAGACUUGGGGAGCGGGUGGUCGGGCGGGAGGGGAAACGACCAAGGCAGCUUGGUCAUUCCAUUCGGACCAUCACCAGAAGUGUAUCCGAUUCAUUUUGGUGUUUUGACAUAGGCCCCCAUUGUGUUGUGGGUGAUAACCGUGAAAAAAAAAA